Paramecium sonneborni is the source of this 1859-nucleotide messenger RNA. The record is from the annotation of a GenBank genome assembly. NCBI's taxonomy places the organism in Eukaryota, Ciliophora, Oligohymenophorea, Peniculida, Parameciidae.
AUGGAUUCAAACAUAGUAACUCUUAUUGAACAAUCAAAAAAAUACAAUAGUUCUAAGACAAAUUUUUUCAAAACAAAGUUGUUUGUAAGCAACAAUCAUUCUCCAAAUAGAGAAUAUACAAAACAUGUUGCAUAAACAGAAACUGUUUAAUACAAUCGAUAUUAAUCAAAGGAAGUUAAUUCAGGAAGAAAUUCAAAAAAGAUAUCUUUUAACACUUAUUUGUUAAACUUAGCAAAAUAGAAUAUUGAUUAGUUUCCAAAAGUUAAAAGUGAUUUUGCAAAUAUUUAAAUGGUAGAUCUGCAAGUAUUAAUUGAAUAUACUAUAUAGGAUAAUAGGUUUAGGUUGUUUCCAAAAGAAUUAUAUUAAAUGAAAAAAGUCUAAAUAAUGAACCUAAAUUCAAAUUUCAUAAAAGUGUUACCUGAUGAUUUAUUCGAGAAUUUUCAGUCUCUCAUAAAUUUUUCAAUUAGCAAUAAUUUAGUAGUGAUACUUCCAAAAAAGAUAUCUUAUUGGCAAUCACAUCUAGAGAUAUUAGAAUUAAGUAAAAAUAGAUUAUAAAAACUUUAUCCAUUAAUAAGUCUAAUAAAUUUAAGAUCUCUCUUUAUAUAAUCAAAUGAAUUCUAAUACAUUCCAAUAGAAUUUUAAAAUUUAAAGAAAUUAAAUGAAUUAGGAUUAGAUUGGUUUAAAUAUCUAAACCCUCCAAUAGAUCCAAUUGUGAAUAAACUUUACAUAGAGAAAUUGUUCUCUUGUUUAGAAGAUAAAAAAAAUAAAGAUGUUGAAGAUCCCUCUCAAAUUAAUGUAUCAGUAUUAUUGAUAUCAAGUUUAGUGAUGAAGAGUAUAGUUCAAUAAUAGGAAUGAGUUUUUAAGACUUUCUUGUUCAAUUUUCUAAUAUUUAGUUAAAUAUCCUUCCUAAUCCAUAAGGAGGAGAUAAAGAGUAUUCCACUACAAUCUUACAUAAGGCAGCUGUUGAAUAAGAUAUAGGUGCUUUAUUAUCAUUAAUAUCUUAUUAUCCAGAAAUAGUAGAUUGUCAAGAUUAGAGACAGAAUACAGCCUUAGGAUUGGCAAUAUAAGAAGAAAAGUAUUUUAGUGCAAAAGCUCUUAUAUUUAAUGGAGCAUCUGUUAAUACAAAUGCAGCUAAAUUCGGAUCAAUUUUAAAUUUAGCAAUUGUAAAAGGAUAAAUUCAUUUAAUACUUGAUAUUCUAUCUUAAGGUGCAGAUCCUAAUUAAAUAGAUGAAAAAGGGAAUACUGCUUUACAUUAUUGUAUGGCAUGUUUUGAUAAAGAUGUUUCAAUUUAUAAAUAGGCAUUUAAUGCUCUAUUAAAAAAGAAUAUUAAUCUAAAUGCACUUAAUCAAGAUGGAUGGAGUCCAUUACAUAUUGCAGUUAAAAAAGGUAAUACUGAUGCUAUUUCAGCAGUUAUUUAACAUAAUAACAUGAAAUAAUAAAAAUUUGAUUUAAAUCUUAAAGGUGGUAAGAAACGCUAAACUCCUUUGCAUUUAGCUUGUUCAAAUUGUCAUUUUGAAAUUGUUACUAUACUAUUAAAUUAAUCAGAAGUCAAAUUGUUCUGUAGAAAUAAACUAAAUUAGACUGCCUCUCAAUGUUGUUUACAUAAUUAUAGAAUUUAUAAAUUAAUCAAAAGAUAUGAGUAUGAAUAAUUAUAUCGACUCCAUCGAAAUUGGUAAAUAUAAGAUUAAGAUGAAUAUUCUGUAAAAGAUAAUGAUUCCUAUACUGAUUUAGAUGAGAGUAUUUAAUUGUUCGAUGGUUUAUAACUAAAAUAAAUUAAGAUUAAUAGAUCAGUAUUAGGUUGUCGAGAAAGAGCUACUGGAUGUAAAUUCAGAUUCUCUAGUUAACCACCUUAAAAAUGA